Paramuricea clavata is the source of this 2258-nucleotide messenger RNA. The record is from the annotation of a GenBank genome assembly. NCBI's taxonomy places the organism in Eukaryota, Metazoa, Cnidaria, Anthozoa, Malacalcyonacea, Plexauridae.
AUGGCUGAAGAAAAUGAGACAGGGGUGCCAGAUCUGCCGGUAAAAACUGGUACUACAUCAUCGACACAUGAAAAUGAGUUUUAUAGAAUAUCAAAGAAGUUAAGAAUACAAAUUAAUCAUUUGCAAGGACAAAUAAUAAAGGAAACAAACAUCUCCAUAUUAGAAAAGGAAGCAAAUAUUGUAGAACAAUGCAUGAAGGAACUAACUGCUGCCCAAGAAGAAUUAGAGCGCAUCCAAGGUUCAGCCAUCGAAAAGAUGACAUUUUAUAGUAAGUUUGAGGAUAUGAGUCGAGAAACAAAUCAAAUACUUGCCCAAGCGGUGCAAGCAAUUCAACAGCUAAAAUUGAAUGAAAACGAAGAAGGACAUUCAGUAAUCACAUCCACUCAUCGAAGUAGAUCAAGUCAUCGAAGUAGACUAUCUCGUUCAUCACUAGCUAGUACUAGCUCAUCCGCACGACUUCGUAGACUCGACCUCGAAGAGGAAAUUGCAACAUUGAGAGCCAAAAUAAAUCUUGUAGAGGAAAGGGAACAACUAGACAAGGCUAACCGAGUCGCACUCGAAGAAAUCGAAAGGCGAAAGCUGGAAAUCCAGAGCGAAGAGCAGCGUUUGAUUGAGCAAAUCGAAACCACGAAGGAAACAUUCAAACUUAAGGAACAGUUAGCAGAAAGGGAAGCAAGAGUCGAGGCAUGCACACGGUUCGAAAACGAGGGUACGUCCGUGAUAUUUGACGACGACGACAAUCAAAGUAAUGCCACACGAGAGCACAUUCAGAAAUUCCUUCGAUCUCAGGCAGAACCUUCUGCUGAAGGUGAGAAUAAUGAACUUGCUACGCAUGAUACAGCUGACUCCCUCCCUCCCUCCCGAAUGUGGGUUAUUAGUUCCUCCUCAAUCCAAAUUGAACCCAGACGUCCCAUCAUACGUCUCUUGCAAAGAAGCUACCACCUCAGCACCGAACCAACAAAUCAACGUAACACCUACAAAUGUCCACAUCAAUCCACCUUACACCCUAACUGGUGCCACAAACCCCGACUUGGUUCAAGCUCAGUUAACCGCAAUCACAAAAUUAUUGGAAGUCCAAAACCAGAACCGAUUACCCCUGCCGGAGCCGGGCGUCUUCAGUGGUAAUCCUUUGCAAUACCCAAUGUGGGUGAAGGCAUUUGAGACCCUUAUUGAAGGCAGAGCAAUCAACCCGGCCGAAAGAUUACAUUUUCUUGGAAAAUAUGUCAGUGGUGAAGCUAAAGAAGUGGUGAAUGGUUUCAUGCUCCUGGACGGCGACGACGCAUAUACGAAAGCAAAGGAGAUGCUGGCUAAACGAUUUGGCGAUCCAUUCACAGUAGCAGCAUCAUUUCGAAAAAGACUCGAAGAAUGGAAACAAAUUGCGCCUGGCGAUGCGAUUGGUUUGCGAAAGUACUCCGACUUCCUUGUCCAAUGCGAAACGGCAAUGGAGAAAGUGAGUAGCCUCAACGUGCUCAACGAUGUACAAGAAAACCAGAAGAUGAUAUCCAAACUACCCAAGUGGUUGUCAAAUCGCUGGGCAAGAGUGGUCUACAAGUCAAGAGAGGAGAAGAAUAAAUUCCCCCCGUUUUCGGAAUUCGUUCGAUUCCUGGUAACCGAGUCAAAUAUCGCAUGCGAUCCAGUUAAUCUGAGAAGCAGUAAGUUAAACGACGAGAACAAACGACCGAAGGAUCCACGGAGACCAGAGCGUCCCUACUCGAGAUACAGGGCUGGAACAGAAAUCGAUAAAAGAAACUUUGCGACAAGAUCUAUGGAAGGAGAUCCAGAAGACGAAGGCCAAUCCAAAAGGGUAAAGCCAGUGAGUAACUCAUGCUCACUCUGCAAAGAAAUUCAUGAUUUAAAUUCAUGCGAACAGUUUCGUAAAAUGGAGAUCAAAGAUCGAAAGAAAUUUGCAAGAGACAAAGGACUUUGUUAUGGCUGUUUAAUACCAGGACACACGUCCAAGCAAUGUAAGAAAAGAAAGAAGUGUGAGACCUGUGGAAGGUUACACCCCACCUCGCUGCAUGGAGAUUUCAGGGAAAAUCCAGGCAACGAUAAGGACCGUCCUGACGAUAAUGCCAACUCACCGACCGUCAACUGUACCAAGGCAUGUUUCAUGAACGAUGGAACUCAGGUGCGAAUGAGCUCCAUGAUAAUCCCGGUUUGGAUUAACCAUAGUGAUAAUCCUGAAACCAAGAUACUCGUGUAUGCCCUCUUGGACGAUCAAUCGGACACUACCUUCGUCACUGAAGAAACCCUAAAUA